Molecule: messenger RNA, 854 nt
Organism: Nematolebias whitei (Rio pearlfish)
Lineage: Eukaryota; Metazoa; Chordata; Actinopteri; Cyprinodontiformes; Rivulidae
Product: serotonin N-acetyltransferase-like
Exons: 4
Coding region: 57-734 (225 amino acids)
Biological process (GO): response to light stimulus; circadian rhythm
Cellular component (GO): cytoplasm
Molecular function (GO): aralkylamine N-acetyltransferase activity
Source: RefSeq, a predicted model, not a curated record
UUGAACCUUCACCGAGGCCUGUCCAUCUCUGUGGGGAAAGAGAAAAGUGUCGUGUGAUGUCUGUCGUGGGCUCACAGCCUUUCAUCAAACCAAUGCAGACUUCGCCUUCAGUUUCGCCCGGGAUCCAGCGGAGACACACGCUUCCCGCAAGCGAGGUGCGGCCGCUCAACACGCAGGAUGCCAUCAGCGUGUUUGAAAUCGAGAGGGAAGCUUUCAUCUCGGUGUCAGGGGAGUGUCCCCUCCACCUGGACGAGGUGCGACACUUCCUCACGCUGUGUCCGGAGCUCUCCAUGGGCUGGAUCGAGGAGGGCCGACUGGUGGCUUUCAUCAUCGGGUCUCUCUGGGACCAGGACAGGCUGACCACGGAAGCGCUGACCCUCCACAAGCCCCGCGGCUCCACCGUCCACAUCCACAUCCUGGCCGUCCACCGCACAUUCAGGCAGCAGGGCAAGGGCCCCAUCCUGAUGUGGCGCUACCUGCAGUACCUCCGCUGCCUGCCCAACGUGCGCCGGGCCGUGCUCAUGUGCGAGGACUUCCUCAUUCCCUUCUACCGCAAGUCGGGCUUUAAGGUGCUGGGCCGCUGCGCCAUCACCGUGGCCAACCUCACCUUCACUGAGAUGUGUUACCCCAUCAACGGCCACGCCUACAUGCGCCGCAACAGCGAGGCCAUCCGGUUCCCGCAGCAUCCCCUGACCCUGCCGCUCACAAAGACUGAUGAGCAAGUCGACGUAUGACUUCUUUAAAACCCCACGCACCUCGUGUUGAACCUGUCAGACAGAAAGUUGUCAGUGACUGCUUUAUUUGCUCAUUUAUUGGACUUUUAUUGAACCCUGUUGCUCAGUAAACAAGACUAA